Molecule: messenger RNA, 1230 nt
Organism: Camellia sinensis
Lineage: Eukaryota; Viridiplantae; Streptophyta; Magnoliopsida; Ericales; Theaceae
Source: RefSeq, a predicted model, not a curated record
AUGUUGAAUGAUAUGGCCACAAAUUUGAAUUGCAAAACUAAAGCAUUGCCAAUUAGCUAUUUAGGGUUGCCCUUAGGUGCUAUUCCAAGAAAGAAGGCUACUUGGAAACCAGUUGUGGACAAAGUCAAAAGCAAGUUAGCUGGGUGGAAAAGGAAGAUGUUAUCUUUUGCGGGGAGACUCAUAUUGACUAAAUCAGUAACUUCAGCCUUGCCAGUAUAUUACUUAUCUUUAUUCAAGAUGCCUGAAGGGGUUGCUUCAGAAUUGGAUAAGAUUCAAGCUAAAUUCUUAUGGGGUGGUUCUGAACAGGGGAGGAAAAUCCAUAUGAUCAAAUGGGAGGAGUUGUCUAAAAGAGUGAAUCAAGGUGGUUUGGGUAUUAGGCAGUUGAGGGUUGCAAAUAACUGUUUACUUAUUAAAUGGUGGUGGAGGUUUGGUAAGGAAAAUGAUGCUUUAUGGAAAAGAGUUAUAUGCAGCAAAUAUAAGAUGGAGGCGGGUGGUUGGAUUCCGUCUCUCACCCCAUCCAUGAGUCACUCAGCAGUGUGGAAGGGGAUCAUCUCUGUUGCUGACCAGUGUACUAGCUUGAAGGUGUUUUAUCUGAAUAAUUUUCACUUGAAGGUAGGGGAUGGGGUGAGGAUCUAUUUUUGGACUGAUAUAUGGUGCCAUUCUGUGUGCUUGAAGGAUGAAUUCCCAACACUAUUUAGGUUGUCUUUGGACAAACAGGAGUCUUUGAAUGGUAUGGUUGACAAGAAAAUUACAGCAGGUGGCUGGUCCCUGGUCUAUGAUUGGGAGAAGUUGGAGCUCGACAGAUUAGUUACUAUGCUCCUGGCAGCCCCAGUGCUGUGUCCAGAGUGCCCUGACCAGCCUGUCUGGGUAGCCUCUUCUUCUGGGAGUCUGAUGUCAUCAGAUUUGUAUAAGUUUGUUGUGGCCACUGCUGGAGUCUCUCUGAGCAUAACUAGGCUGAUAUGGCUCAAGCUCUGUGGAGAGCUUUCUCCUGUGGUGGGCUGGAGGGAAGUGAAAGAAGCUAUAAAAGAAGAUUUGGAGAGCAAUACCAUUGGUAGUGAUGUGGUCAAUCUGGAAGUGCAGAAACGAGUCUCUGGUGCUGGCAUGCUGGUCUGUCAAGUUCUGCAAACCUCUGUCUCUGAUCUGUAUGCUGCCCAGGUCUGUUUGAGUGCUAGUUUGCUUAAGUGCUUGGGUGCAUUUCUGUUGGUGCUGGGUCUGCUAGGUGAUUGCUGA